AUGGAGAUACACACCCUGUCUCAAUCUUGCCUAUUCAAGGCUCCCUUUGAAGGUUUGGAGACUACUGGCUUUACUAGGGUUGCAGCUAACUGUUGCUCAAAAACGUUCUCCAGUGGCCUCAUGGGCUACCAAGAAGAGCUCUUGAUAGAAAAGGUUUGUGAGAUCUAUGACAAACUCUCGAGGUUAGAAAACCUCAAUCCUUCCAAGCAAGUUAAUUCUCUCCUCACCCAACUUGUACGCACAUGUAUGAGCCAAUGCCACAUUGACAUUACCAAAUUGAGCGAAAGAGUUCAACUUAUGAGGUGUAAGUUAAUUAAGCUCUGUGGGAAAGGUGAGGGCCUCUUGGAAAGCUAUUUCGCUACCUAUUCCCAUGGGCAAGCAACAAGAGCUCUUGAUAAAAAAAAGGUUUGUGAGAUCCAUGGCAAAAUUUCAAGGUUAGAAAACCUCAAUCCUUCCAAGCAGGUUGACUCGCUCUUCUCCCAACUUGUAACCACAUGUAAAAACCAGCGUCAUAUUGACGCGACCAAAUUGAGUGAGGGAGUCCAAGAAAUUAGUAGUCUAAUUAAUCUUUGUGGGAAAGCUGAGGGGCUCUUGGAAAGCCAUUUCUCUAACCUCAUAGGAUCUCAUGAGAACCCACUUGACAAUAUCAGGCUCUUACCUUACCAUUCCAAUUAUCUCAAACUCAGCCAAUUACAGUUUUCCAUGCUUAGACAAAAUUGCCCUCAGGUUCCUAAACGUAUGAGCUAUGACAAAGACCCCUCAGCAAAUUCCAAAGCCCUUAACUUAGUUUCAUCAAAUUUAGAAUUGUUCAAACGAAUGGCUUUCCACACUGCAGAUAUUAUGAAUGUGUCAAGCAGCUUAAAACAAUAUGAAGUCAUCCUGGCGCCUCUGGUGGGUGUGAACAAAGAAGAGAAGGUAAAGGUCAUUAACCACUUGGCUAAGCACAUGUCUCCUGGAGCUUUACUGUUGCUAAGGAGUGCACACGGAAGCUUGGGCAUUCCUAGACCUUGCAGUAGAUCCUAG
Dovyalis caffra is the source of this 1023-nucleotide messenger RNA. NCBI's taxonomy places the organism in Eukaryota, Viridiplantae, Streptophyta, Magnoliopsida, Malpighiales, Salicaceae. The record is from the annotation of a GenBank genome assembly.